Molecule: messenger RNA, 2237 nt
Organism: Alligator mississippiensis (American alligator)
Lineage: Eukaryota; Metazoa; Chordata; Crocodylia; Alligatoridae
Gene: LMOD2
Product: leiomodin 2
Exons: 3
Coding region: 193-1827 (544 amino acids)
Biological process (GO): pointed-end actin filament capping; muscle contraction; myofibril assembly
Cellular component (GO): striated muscle thin filament; myofibril
Molecular function (GO): tropomyosin binding
Source: RefSeq, a predicted model, not a curated record
CGUCUGAUGCUUAAAACAGAGCAUGCUUUCAUCCCUCCAUGCAUUGUCGUAACCCCUCUAUGACUACUCUUAAAAGGGUGCCUCAGCUAGUCAGGGAAACAGUUGCUGACCAAACGAGAUAGAGCCUAUUUGAUUCAGCCUUCCUGAAUGCUUAAUUUUUUCAACUUUAUAUCAGCCUGACCAAACAGGGCCAUGUCUACCUUUGGCUACAGAAGAGAGCUUAGUAAAUAUGAAGACAUUGAUGAAGAUGAACUCCUUGCUUCUCUGACUGAGGAGGAACUGAAUGAGUUAGAGAGGGAGCUGGAGGACAUUGAGCCCGACCGUACCCUUCCAGUAGGGCAAAGACAGAAGAGUCUGACAGAGAAAACUCCAACAGGAACUUUCAGCAGGGAAGCGUUGAUGGCUUAUUGGGAAAGAGAGACCAGAAAACUUUUCGAAAAGGAACGAUUGGGUACAUCUGAAAAGGAUUCAAAGGAAGAAGAAGAUAGUUCAGAAGAAAUUCAGGAAGAAUAUUUCACAGAAAGUAACAGUGAAGUUUCUGAGGAGGCAUACACUGAAGAGGAGGAGGAAGAGGAGGAGGAGGAAGAGGAAGAAGAAGAAAGCAAUGACUCCGAAGUGAAGCAAAAUGCUGAAGUUUGUGAAAGGACUGUGAGCUCUGAAAGUGGCAGGAGUUCUGACCACAUGAAACAUAAGGAAUGCAACAGCCAUGAGGAAAAUGAAAACCUUAUCAAUGGCCAUAAUGGAAGUGACACAGAAAAUACGAGAUCUCAAACAGGUGCCAUCCAUGCUUGUGGAAAUCCAACCGUCAUUGAGGAUGCAUUGGAAAAAGUUAAGAACAAUGACCCUGCCACCACCGAGGUGAACCUCAAUAACAUUGAAAAUAUCACUAUACAGAUGCUUACACAGUUUGCCCAAGCCCUCAGGAACAACACACUAGUUAAGACUUUCAGUCUAGCUAAUACUCAUGCUGAUGACAAUGCUGCAAUUGCGAUUGCUGGCAUGUUAAAAGUGAAUCAGCAUAUAACUAGUCUGAACAUUGAUUCAAAUUUCAUCACAGGCAAAGGGAUACUGGCCAUUAUGAGAGCUUUGCAACAUAAUAAGGUUUUAACAGAACUACGAUUUCACAACCAAAGACAUAUCAUGGGCAGUCAGGUCGAAAUGGACAUAGUUAAACUGCUGAAAGACAACACCACUGUGGUGAAGCUAGGAUACCAUUUUGAGCUUGCUGGACCAAGAAUGAGCAUGACAAGUAUCCUGACUAGAAACAUGGAUAAACAAAGGCAAAAACGUAUGCAGGAGCAAAGACAGCAAGAGCCUGGUUGUGAAGGAGCAAUCAAUCCAAAGACCAAAGCCUUGCAGAAAGGAACCCCUCGGUCCUCACCUUGCUCAUCUCCUAAGAGCUCACCUUGGUCUUCUCCAAAACUCCCUAAGAAAGCUCAGCCAGUUAAAAGCCAUCCUCCAGCUCCUGCUUCACCUCCUCCACCACCUCCUCCUCCACCACCCCUACCUCCUGUCAUUUCAGAAAAGAAGACACCAACCAGGAAUAUAGCUGAGGUCAUCAAACAGCAGGAAAACACCAAAAAAACCUUACAAAAUGGAAAGAAAAAGAAAAAAGGCAAAAAAGGCAAAAAACAUGAGAAUAACAUAUUGAAAGAAAUUAAAGAUUCCUUAAAGUCAGUCUCAGACAAGAAAGCAGAAGAAGGAUCACAGCCCUCUACCCGACCCUCUACCCCACAGAGGUCUCUUCAUGAUAACCUGAUGGAAGCAAUUCGGGGAAGCAGCCUAAAACAGUUAAGGCAGGUGGAGAUCCCAGAAGCUCUUCGAUAAAAGCAUGGAUUGAUUAUAGAAGAACCAAAGCACUACAGUGGGCAAGGGAAGGUUACUGACUUGUUGAACGGCGGUAACAUAAGUUGUCUUGUGAUGUUUCCAAAGUGCACUCUUAGAUUUGAACAAAAAUAUUAUCUUUUUACAGAGAUAGACCUAUUAAACACUAAACAAUGCUUUAAGAAUGCAUAAGCCUUUUAAUCUGUAAAUAUGGAAAUAAACGUCUUUUUAUAUUUAAUAAGAUUUCUAUUGCAGAAAUAGCAGUUUAUUUAGAUAUACUUUUCAAUAUCUGAUUGCACACCAUUGGACAUGUUUUUAACACUGAGAUGUAAUGGUUUAGUGACCUGUGGUUUUUUUUUCCUUUGUUUUUUUUUUUCAUUACUUUACAAUAAAUAUUGUUUGAAGAUUUUCAG